Sphenostylis stenocarpa is the source of this 171-nucleotide messenger RNA. NCBI's taxonomy places the organism in Eukaryota, Viridiplantae, Streptophyta, Magnoliopsida, Fabales, Fabaceae. The record is from the annotation of a GenBank genome assembly.
AUGGGGCCGAUCUUCCUCUCUCAAGCUCCUCUCUCUCGCACCACUUUCCUCGUGUUCUCUCCUCCCUGUGUCGCUCCUUCCUCAUGCCCAACCCUCUCUCCAACCUUGUCUUUUCCCAAGGGUCCAUCAUUCCUGUCAUCCACAAACUCUACCACAUGGGUGCCUGAGUGA